Messenger RNA from Hemibagrus wyckioides, 2937 nucleotides. It is a transcript of the gene fndc10, whose product is annotated as fibronectin type III domain containing 10. The transcript has 2 exons. Lineage: Eukaryota; Metazoa; Chordata; Actinopteri; Siluriformes; Bagridae. The record is from RefSeq and is a predicted model, not a curated record. The coding region runs from base 579 to 1463 and encodes 294 amino acids.
UGACGGCAGGAGCAGCAGCGCGCGCAGCAGAGUCCUCCACGAGCACGGCGCUGCGCCUCACUCCCCGUCUGGGAACCGGCGCGAGCUGAACGUUCAGGGGUCGGUUUGUAGUUACCUUCAUUUUCGUAUCUCGUCCUCCUUCUUCUCCUUCUUAUUCCGGAGCGUGAACGAUGGAUGAACCAGGCUGCUGGAGGAACGAAGUGUUGGAGACAUGAGGAGGCGAAGCGCGACGUCAUGACCGUUCCCCGAGAUUAUAAACACUCGCUGACGUCAUCACGUCACUCACCUACAUUCUGUCCGACAGCGGUCAGGCGGCCAGAUGAAGAGAGGAGGACAGCGAUAUGGUGCCUGAUCACGUAAGCAGUGCUGCAGCUAAAGGGAGACUCGUGUGUGGAGAGACUCGUGUGUGGAGAGACUCGCAGCUGUUCUGAGGGAGAUUCUGUGAUUGGCAGUGAUGUGAUGUGAUGGUCAUCCUCUCUCGGGUUUCUCCCGCUGUGACCGUGCCGCCUGCUUUGGCUGAGAUGCACACUGAGACACGAUAAACUAGCAGAAUAUAAUAACCUGCUCAGGAGGGAGAAAUGAGGAGCCCCCGGAGCUCGCUGGCCAUCUCUUGUCUCUCCGUGCUGCUCUGCUGCUGGACCGGAGCGAGCGCCUGGCAGACCCGUGACGUCAGUAAUAACAAUUCUCACAGCCUGACAAAAGUCACGUCACCUGACGUCAGAAGCAGAGACAGAGAGUUUGAGCCGAAGCAGCAGGAGAGCGGGACAAACUCGAGCGGCAGCAGCGACUCGCUCCAGGAGGAGAGUGUGUGUGCGUACCGUGUCCUGGAGAGAGGCGAGGACAGCCGGCUAUGCUUCCGACACGCUCGGGUCAACUUCACCUGUCCCAGCAGCACCUGCAGGCAGGUCAGGUCACCUGGAGGUCACCUGCUCGCCAACCUGCUCUCCAACAGCACUGUGCUGCUCCAGUGGACUUACCCCAUGGUGCACGAAAAAUCAGAACACAUUGUAGUCAGCUCAGAGAUCCCUACAGAACCUGUGACAAGGUCUCCACCUGCCGCACCAAAGAGCCCUGGUGCGGGGCAGCAGGAGCCUCAGGGGGGCUUCAGGAUGAGGUGCUGGUGGAACGGCAGCUACACUCAGUUCGAGUGUGCCAGCGUGCACCUGGCCAGCGGCUGCAGGGACUAUCUACUGAGCGACCUGCAUGAGAACGUGCCCUACCGGAUCUGCCUACAGCCGGCGGUUUGGGACGGGCCCGGCGAGUGUGUGGAGUUCAGUGUGUCUCCCACGGGGAUGCAGGACAUCGUGAUCGCCAUGAUGACGGUGGGCGGAGCCAUCUGCGUGAUGCUCGUCAUCAUCUGCCUGCUGGUGGCCUACAUCACCGAGAACAUCAUGAGUCCCAACGUGCAGCACACACACACCACGCAGCAGCACUCUCGCCGUUCACACAACACAUACCUCUGAACACACACACACACAGCUGAGAGCAUGCUUUCUUCAGGAAUGAUGUCUUUUUAACCAAUCACUGCCCUCUGAUGUCAUCAGCUGUUCCACAGACAUUUAUUUUGGGAGUGUGCACUUCCUGGGUUAAAAUUCACCUCGUACUCCACAGGAAAUAAAAAUGCCUUCAUCGUGUCUCACACUGUUUUACUUCCAAAUCAAGGUUUUAUUUGCUUUCAGUCAGAAUUUUUCAGUCAGAAGAGUUGGUAUUAAAACAUGAUCCAAAGUUUUAAGAAAUGAGAUGCUUCGGCUUCGGGUACGAAUUGAUCAGAGCUACAGUGUAGUGUUGUGUUACUGGAGGCUGAGGCGCACACUGAUGACAUCAGAUGGCAGUAACAGAUUAAAUGAAAACAUUCCUCUUGACAUUCAUCUCUCUGAACCUACACAUACAUCCAAACACACUCACACACACACACACUCCUACUGAACUCUCAUAUCACACCCGCUCCUGCCGUGCCAAUCAACACAGCCGUAACAAGAGAGAAGAGAGGCCCUGGACAAGCCCUCAGCAGCCCACACACACACACACACACACACACUACUAUCUCUGUGAGCUUCUGGUGAAACCCACGGCAAAAAGAGUGUGGCAUCAUAUAAUGAGCACUGCUGCAUUUUGUGUUUCUUUUCAUCUUGAAGCAAAAAAAACAACAAAGCGAUCUCGCUGGAACCUCGGUUCUGUUUGGAUUCAUGUUGACAUAUCACAGCGAGUGUGUAUAAACACACAGAUCAGGUAGAAAAGCAAAUAAAAUCCAGACUUGAUUGUGCUCCCUUUCCUGUGACUGUGUGAACUGACGCUAACCACUGAACUGUGCGCAUUAGCAGAACUUCAUUAGCCAGGUAGCUGUAGGAACAUGUCACUACAAGAAAAGCUUUCAGUAUAAGAUUAUUGGUUAAAUAUAAGAUAAUCGAGUGAAAAUGAUCAUGUCAUUAUUGUCAUGGGCUUAAAGGAGACGCUUGUCUAAAAAUGCUAUCAUGGCUAAUGCAGCUAGCAUCUUUCUGCUACACCUGAUUGUAUUUUCAACAUAAACUUAGCAAGGGUGUUUUUUUUAUUAUUCCCAUGGAGAUAUGAAUAUUAGGAAAGUAAGCUGCAUGGUGAACUCUGAUGGGAAAAUGAUUGAAUGCUAACUGGAUCCCAUUAGCACUCAUUUAGCAUUAGCAUUUUAGGCAAAAUGUUCUUAUUGCUUUGAGAAUGAAAGAAGGCUGUUGUUCAAUCGUUUUUUUCUCCUCUGUGGGAGCGAUGCUGUUUUUAUUUCUGUAGGACUUUACAGUAAUAUGGUCGGCUAGCGUGCGCCAUCGCCGUGGCGGCUACAAUAAGAUUUUAUGCCUUACAAAGUUAAUAAUAUUCAGUUAUACUGAGGACAUGCAGACUGGUGAAGCAAUCUGAAUACUGUGCUAUUUUUUCUCUCUGUUAUAUAAAACCUCUUGUGUCAAUAAAAGA